CGUGUCUACAUUCAUGUGACCGCGGUGGAGAGGCGGGGUUUUAAUGUAACAAUUUAGGUGCUACAGUGUGUCCAAUAAAGUGUCGGUGAUAACUGAGCGCAUCUGCUGCUCUCUGCCUCCGUUUGAUGCUACACCUCGGACGUCAAAUGACAGUAGAACCAGCGGCGCCGCCAGAGGGGACGGGACCGAUUAAUAACACAUUCAUAUGAGGCUGAUGUAUGUUCCCAGUGAGGAGACUGCAGUCCUCAGGAGCCACACAGCGCCUCCCCACCACCUCCACCUCUAUCUUCUGUUCCUUUGUCUAGGGGCAUGCCUUCUGAACCCAGCCUCAGCAGUCGGGAGAUGCUGACAGGACAGAGGCUCUGCCAGUCAAAGUCCCACCAGGACUCGGUCCUCUCUGCCCUCAACCAGCAGAGGAAGGACGGCCUGCUGUGUGACGUUACGCUGGUCGCCGGAGAGCAGAAGUUCCACGCCCACAAAGCCGUCCUGGCAGCGUGCAGCGAUUACUUCAGGGCCAUGUUCAGCUUGUGCAUGUUGGAGAGCGAAGCAGACGAAGUGACUCUACAAGGAGUGACCAGCGUUGGACUGAAGCACGCUUUAGAUUUCGCCUACACCGGGCAGAUUCUGCUGGAGCCGGCGGUGAUCCAGGACGUCCUGUCUGCAGGCAGCCACCUGCAGCUGCUGGAGCUGCUCAGUCUCUGCUCACACUACCUCAUCCAGGAGCUGAGCAGCGUGAACUACCUGGAGCUGUACCGCGUGGCCGACCUGUUCCACCUCCCCUCCUUAGAGGAGGCCGUGGUGGGCUUCCUGGUGGAGCAUCUGUCUGAGCUGAGCCAGAGCCGGAAGGACGAGGCUCUGCAGCUGCCCUACCGCCUCCUCAGGGAGGUGCUGAAGAGCGACCGUCUCACCUCCCUGAGCGAGGAGGAGAUAUGGAAGUUGGUGGUUUUGUGGCUGGAACACGACUGUCGAUAUCAGUACACUGAGGAUCUGCUGCAGCACAUCCGCUACGGCCUGAUGGACGUGCCCACCCUGCACCACCUCGCCCGUAGCCAUCCUCUUGUCCAGUCCAGCCCCACUGCCGCCGCCCUGGUGGACGAGGCCCUGGACUACCACCACUCCACCUUCGCUCAGCCCCUCCACCAGUCAGCUCGCACCAGGCCUCGCUUCCAGUCCCUCACCCUCUAUAUAAUUGGGGGGCGCAAGCGUGAAGUGAGCAGAGUCAGGGAGCUGCGGUACUUCAACCCAGCUGCCCAGGAGCACGUACGCGUGGCAGGAGGGUCCAACUGGAGCGAGCUGGCACCCAUGCCCACCGGACGCAGCCACCACUGUGUGGCUGUGAUGGGGAACUUCUUAUUUGUUGUGGGCGGUGAAGUGGAGCAUGACAGUGGGAGGACGUGUGCCGUACGGACUGCCUGUAGAUACGACCCCAGGGGCAACCAGUGGACUGAGAUCGCCCCCAUGAAGGCCUGCAGAGAACACUUUGUCCUGGGAGCUCUGGGUCAGUACCUGUACGCAGUGGGGGGCAGGAAUGAGCUGAGACAGGUGCUGCCCUCUGUGGAGCGCUACUGUCCCAAGAGGAAUAAAUGGAUGUUUGUCCAGCCGUUCGACCGCUCACUGUCCUGCCACGCCGGCUGUGUGGCUGACAGCCUGCUCUGGGUCUCAGGUACUCAAGGAGACAAAAGAAGAAGUCAACCUACACACUCUCCUAAAAGUGUUUCUGAUUGGUCCCUGUUUAUACAUGCACAGACACACAGAUCCCAGGGUGUUGUUCUUUGUGUUGCAGGUGGAGUAACAAACACUGCUCAGUACCAAAAUCGGCUGAUGGUGUAUGACCCAGAACAGGACCAGUGGUUGGCCCGCAGUCCCAUGUUGCAGAGGCGAGUGUACCACGUCAUGGCGGCGGUGAGGAGGCAGCUCUAUGUGCUCGGCGGGAACGACCUGGAUUACAACAACGACCGCAUCCUGGUCCGUCACAUCGACUCCUACAACAUGGACCUGGACCAAUGGACGCGCUGCUCCUUCAGCCUCCUCACAGGUCAAAACGAGUCCGGAGUGGCCGUUCACGAUGACAGGAUCUAUGUGGUUGGAGGAUACUCCAUUUGGACUAAUGAGCCGCUGGCAUGCAUUCAGGUACUUGAUCUCAGCACGGAGGGCAAGGAGGAGGUUUUUUAUGGACCAACACUACCAUUUGCCUCCAAUGGGAUAGCAACCUGUUUCCUCCCCGCUCCGUAUUUCACCUGCCCAAACCUACAGACUCUACAAGUCCCCCAUCACAGGAUCGGUGCUGUUUAAAGUGCUGAGUAACAAAAUGCCAGAAAACUUGAACACAUGCCCAGAGGGCGGAGCCAUCUCAGCAGAACUCUGGACAGUCAGCACUUACCAUCAUGACUGACACAAACCUACUUGAUUAUAGUAAUCAAUCGGGAAUCUGCCACCUGUCACAGGAGCGCACAGGGAGUUCUGGGACACCCAUACGCAUUAAUAGGACCUUCCUGAUCUACAAGAGCCAUGUUAUUCCUCAAGCUUCUAGGGAACAAGCUGCUGAACAAGCUGUCACAAUAAUACAGGAUAUUUGGUGCAUUUCCUAAAAAACUGAGACACCAUUCAUCGAGUGUAGUGGACAGGGAGGUGGGAAAAUAACCCCAGAGGGAACAAAAUGUCAACCCUAUUAACAAUGAAGUGACUUAUGGUAAGCAGAAAUUGCUGAACUGCUCACCUGUCUGCAGGAGCUCAAAGAAACGGUUCUUUUUGUAACCCAUUAGAGGAGCCUUUCUAGCUAAAACCACUAUAUGACGUUUCCAUCUAACCUCUAUAAUCACUUUGGCGGCCUGAAAAACACGCUGAUGUUUUUCAAGAUAUAGAAGACGAAGCCUGUUUUGUUGUUGACUCAGAUGUAUUUUGGGUUAACGAGUGUCAAGCACCUGAGGCUGAAACUCAUAGUCAUUUUUUUUUUAGUUCAAAUAAGGUAAAAAUGACUUUAAAGAAUGACUUUCUGUAAAAGCAGCGACAUACUGCUGUCUGUGUACAAGCUGUAGACCCGUGUAAGUGUGUGAGAUUUUUAUUAUGCUCAGGACCUAAGACUGUUUAAACGAAUGUCUGGCCAUUGUCAUCAUACAGAGAACAUCUGAAUAUUCUCCAGAGUAUGUAUAUGUAUGGUACUGCAUUAUGCCGAUUCUCAAAAACAGACACCGAUCACCCACAACAUUAAAACCACCUGCCUAGCAUUUAUUUUGUAGGUCAUCCUUGUGCUGCUGAAACAGGUCUGGUCUCUGGGAUGAAGCAUAGUCAUGCCGGGGUUCCAACAGUGUUUAAAUGUUUGGGAUGUGUCCGUGUCCACAUGAAUGCCAGGACCGAAGGUUUCCCAGCAGAACAUUGCACUGUAACAAGAUAAUCAAUGUUACACACUUCACCGCUUUGUGGUUUCAAUGUUGUGGCUAAUCAGUGUCCUGUAAACAAAAGAGAGAAAACACAAUCCCUGCACUUCCCUUGUCUGCCCAAAGCAGUGAGUCUGAGAGAAUAUACGGAGCAUCUGCAGAAUAAAAAAGCUACAUGAAUAAACA
This is a messenger RNA of Acanthochromis polyacanthus (spiny chromis), 3560 nucleotides long. RefSeq names its product kelch-like family member 32 (gene klhl32). Gene Ontology annotation, molecular function: protein binding. The transcript is spliced from 10 exons. NCBI's taxonomy places the organism in Eukaryota, Metazoa, Chordata, Actinopteri, Pomacentridae. The record is from RefSeq and is a predicted model, not a curated record. Bases 310 to 2292 code for a protein of 660 amino acids.